This is a messenger RNA of Sphenostylis stenocarpa, 2181 nucleotides long. NCBI's taxonomy places the organism in Eukaryota, Viridiplantae, Streptophyta, Magnoliopsida, Fabales, Fabaceae. The record is from the annotation of a GenBank genome assembly.
AUGCAAGAGACGCUCCUCACUCUCCCUCUCUCCCACCACCAAGACAUCCACAUUCGCGCCAAGAAGAAGAAACCGCAACAACCAGGAACCGAACAUAGCAGCAACAGCAACAGUAGCAGCGGCGGACACUCCACCACUCGCGUGUCGCGGCGCGUGAGUCCUGUCGGGGAGAAGUCUCUUCCGAACGGCGACAUCUACAGCGGCACCCUGUCGGGAAACGCGCCGCACGGCACCGGGAAGUACCUCUGGUCCGAUGGGUGCAUGUACGAGGGGGAGUGGCGAAAGGGGAAAGCUUGUGGCAAGGGGAGGUUCUCGUGGCCCUCGGGCGCCACAUACGAGGGGGAAUUCAAGUCGGGUCGGAUAGACGGGUUUGGAUCCUUCAUCGGCGUCGACGGCGACAUGUACAAAGGCUCCUGGGUGGCCGACAGAAAGCACGGGUUCGGCGAGAAACGGUACGGCAAUGGGGACGUCUAUAAAGGUUGGUGGAGGUGCAACUUGCAGGAGGGGGAGGGGAGGUACACGUGGAGGAACGGGAACGAGUAUGUGGGGGAGUGGAGGAGUGGUGUCAUUUCGGGGAAGGGGUUUUUGGUGUGGGCAAAUGGGAACCGUUACGAGGGGUUUUGGGAGAAUGGUGUGCCUGUGGGAAAGGGUGUUUUCACGUGGUGUGAUGGGAGCACGUGCGCGGGGAACUGGGGGAAGGAGUUUAUGGAAGAGGCACGUGAGGAGAAGAUGAAGAGGAGUUCGGUGGAUGGGUGCAGGAGUGUGAGUUUUCCCAGGAUUUGUAUUUGGGAGUUGGAUGGAGAAGCUGGGGACAUCACCUGUGACAUUGUUCACAAUGCUGAGGCUUCUCUGUUCUACAGGGAUGGUACCAGUACCAGUGAGUCUGAGAACGGUGGAGAUGAUAUUAUUAUUAAUAAUAAUAAUGGGUGUGGGGUUCUUCAGAAGAGUCCUUGUUGGUCUCUUGAUGGUUCUGGUGGUGACGUUAAGAAGCCUGGUCAAACUGUGUGCAGAGGGCAUAAGAAUUAUGAUCUUAUCCUUAGUCUUCAACUGGGUAUUAGAUACACUGUUGCCAAGCAUGCUUCUAUAGUCAGAGAGCUUAGACCGGGGGAUUUUGAUCCCAAGGAGAAGUUCUGGACGAGGUUCCCUCUUGAAGGGUCUAAGUUUACACCCCAGCAGCAUUCAGUGGACUUCAGGUGGAAAGACUACUGUCCCAUGGUGUUCAGACAUCUAAGGGAAUUAUUUGCCAUAGAUCCUGCGGAUUACAUGCUUGCUAUUUGCGGAAGUGACACACUAAGGGAGAUGUCUUCUCCGGGAAAAAGUGGAAGCAUCUUUUAUCUCACUCAAGAUGACCGCUUCAUAAUUAAGACUGUCAGGAAGUCUGAAGUCAAGGUGCUCAUUAGGAUGCUUCCAAGCUACUACAAACAUGUUUGUUUGUACAAGAACUCCUUGGUGACUGCUUUCCUGGGUGUGCAUUGUGUUAAACCUGUUGGAGGUCAAAAGACCCGGUUUAUUGUAAUGGGCAAUGUGUUUUGCUCCGAGUACCGGAUCCACAAAAGGUUUGACCUGAAAGGUUCUUCUCAUGGUCGAACAACGGAUAAGCCAAGAGAGGAGAUUGAUGAGACUACCACUCUCAAAGACCUUGAUCUUAAUUUUGUCUUUCGCCUGGAACAGUCUUGGUUUCAAGAGCUUAUACGGCAACUCGAUAGAGACUGUGAGUUCUUGGAAGCAGAGGGAAUCAUGGAUUACAGUCUUCUAAUUGGCCUGCAUUUUCGAGAUGAUUGCACGGUUGAGGAAAUGAAAAGUUCACCUCGCAAUUCGUAUUCAGGCAAGAGAGACAUGCUUGACGAUGAGAUGCUCACAUGCCGGGGACCGCUGAUCCGGCUGGGAAUGAACAUGCCUGCCAGAGCUGAGAGUGUGUGUAAGGCUGGAUUGGAUCAGCAAACGGGUAGUGGAAGUGGCAAUUCUAGUUCUACCCCUUCGGAGAGUAGUAGCCAGAUCUCUGAUGUAAUCCUCUACUUUGGUAUCAUUGACAUUCUCCAAGACUAUGAUAUAAGCAAAAAGAUAGAACAUGCAUACAAGUCACUACAAGUGGACUCCACCUCUAUAUCAGCCGUUGAUCCCAAGCUAUACUCCAAAAGGUUCAGGGAUUUCAUACACAGAAUCUUUGUAGAGGAUAAAUGA